Fusarium redolens is the source of this 1387-nucleotide messenger RNA. Its product is annotated as thioredoxin-like protein. Lineage: Eukaryota; Fungi; Ascomycota; Sordariomycetes; Hypocreales; Nectriaceae. The transcript has 2 exons. The record is from RefSeq and is a predicted model, not a curated record. Bases 156 to 1274 code for a protein of 372 amino acids. Gene Ontology annotation, cellular component: endoplasmic reticulum. Gene Ontology annotation, molecular function: protein disulfide isomerase activity. Gene Ontology annotation, biological process: protein folding.
CGGACAUUCCUAUGCAAGCUGGCAUCUCUGGUGGAUUUCCAAGCAACCCUCCAGAAACAUAGCACGUCUCUGAUUUCAGACAGUGCUUUGCUUCAUCUUUUUUCUUUUUACUCCUCUUUCAUCUAAAAACAAUCGAAACAAGCUCAUCGUAAGAAAUGGUUCUAAUCAAGAGCUUCGUGCUGGGCGCCCUUGCCGCCACCGCCGCAGCUAAAUCCGCCGUCAUCGAAUUGCUUCCCUCCAAUUUUGACGACAUCGUUCUCAAGUCCGGCAAACCUACGCUCGUCGAAUUCUUCGCUCCGUGGUGUGGCCACUGCAAGACACUUGCUCCUGUUUGGGAGGACCUAGCCAAUACCUACGAGUACGCAAAGGAUAAGGUCCAAAUCGCCAAGGUCGACGCUGACGCCCAGCGUGAGCUCGGUAAGCGAUUUGGUAUCCAGGGUUUCCCUACUCUUAAGUUCUUCGAUGGCAAGAGCAGCAAGCCUCAGGAUUACAAGUCUGGCCGCGACCUCGAGAGCCUGACCAAUUUUAUCGUUGAAAAGACCGGCGUCAAACCUAAGAAGAAGCUUGAGCUGCCCAGCGAGGUUACCUACCUCAACGAUGCUACAUUUCCCAAGGCCAUUGGUGGCGACAAGCAUGUUCUCGUCGCUUUUACCGCUCCUUGGUGUGGACACUGCAAGAGCCUUGCCCCCACCUGGGAAGACCUCGCCAACACAUUCGUCAACGAGAAGAAUGUCCUGAUUGCCAAGGUAGAUGCCGAAGCUCCCAACAGCAAGGCAGUGGCUGAGGAGCAAGGUGUCAAGUCCUACCCAACCAUCAAGUGGUUCCCUGCUGGCAGCAAGAAGGCUGUAGCCUACGAAAGUGGACGCAGCGAGCAGGCCUUUGUUGACUGGAUCAAUGAACACGCCGGAACCCACCGAGUCACCGGUGGUGGUCUUGAUACUGUUGCUGGUACCGUUGAGUCUCUUGACACGCUCGUGGCCAAGAUCACAGGCGGUGCUGCCAUUGCUGAGGUCGCCGAGGAGGUCAAGAAGGAGGUCGAGGGCCUCACCGAUGCUGCUCAGAAAACAUACGCCGAGUACUACGUGCGCGUCUUUGACAAGCUGAGCUCGAACAAUGACUGGGUCUCGAAGGAGCUCGCUCGUUUGGACGGCAUCCUUACUAAGGGUGGACUGGCCCCCGCCAAGCGUGACCAGAUUCAGCAGAAGACAAACGUUCUUCGCAAGUUUACGCAGAAGGUCGAGGAGAAGGUCGAAGAGAUCAAGGAUGAGCUGUAAAGAAUCACACAUAUGAUAAAUGAGAGCGGAAAGCAAGUCACGAAUCAAAGUAUUUUAUGUAGUUGGAUCUUAGUCGACUGGACUCGACGACAUAAUGAAAUCGUAACGAGACA